Messenger RNA from Brassica rapa (field mustard), 894 nucleotides. RefSeq names its product fra a 1-associated protein. The record is from RefSeq and is a predicted model, not a curated record. NCBI's taxonomy places the organism in Eukaryota, Viridiplantae, Streptophyta, Magnoliopsida, Brassicales, Brassicaceae.
AACAUAACGGUCGUGAUUAUAAAUAAAUAAAAAAAACACACCGGAGGCGCUGUAAUGAGAGGAAGAAUCCAGAAACAAAUAUCGAAUCGAUAAUUAGGUAUGGGUUGGGUCUGGAGAGACGACGAUGCAUCCUCUUCCAACGCCGGUAGGAACGAUGUCACCAAUCAUCAACCACCCGAAGAUCCCGCCGCCGACGUUAAUUGCUCCACCUCCACGGUGGUUAGAUCGAAGUGCAAGACGGAGGAGGUCGAGCCUGGGAAGUUCGUGAGGAAGUGCGACAAAACCGAGGAGAUCCUCCGCCACUGUUUCGGAAAGCCAUCUGAAGUUGUUCAAUCCACCACAGAGCACACAGAAGAAGAUGUCACAGACCAGAUGGUACGUGGAUCUUCUCUCCCAAACCAGUUCGAGGAGAAUCCCCUAAACUUCCCAGGACUCCGCAGCGAUCUAGACGACAUCGAACGCCACUUCUUUACCGGAAUAAAAGGUUUCUUCGAAGCAGCGGAAGAGAUGAGAAGCAGCUUGUUUGAUAUCAUGGGAGACCGAGACCAUCACUCAACCUCCAGGAGAGGGAUACCCAUCGAAGACCAUCCGAAGAUAGAGGAGCAUCGCAGCAAAGACGAAAACGCCACUAGUCAGCCAUUCUCCUCGGGAGAAAUUGAUCUCGCGGGCUUGGCCAAGGACGUUUGAGAAAGAGUCUCCUUCAUCAUCUCCUUGUUCUUUCUUUGCCAUAUACAAAAAAAAAAUCUUUAAUUAUGUAAUGUGACUUUUAUUAGAGAAACGUCUAAUGUUAGCGGCAUCCACGUUUUUUUGCUUAGUCCUCAUCUCUAAUUCUAUAUCAUUAAUACUAUGUUUUAAUAUGUUUGUCUUUUUUAAUCUUACCCAAGUACCAACCAA